Molecule: messenger RNA, 447 nt
Organism: Acaulospora morrowiae
Lineage: Eukaryota; Fungi; Glomeromycota; Glomeromycetes; Diversisporales; Acaulosporaceae
Source: the annotation of a GenBank genome assembly
AUGUCCAACACAUACAAAAUAAUUGUCACCUACCUACGUAAUAGAGUCCUAGUAUUUGCGGGAUAUAAAACAAACAUUAUUCUUUCAAAAAGACUAUGCAUUGAAGUUAAUGCUGUAUUUUAUGGAGCCGUAGAAAGUAAGGCAAAAAUUCCUAGGGUAAUUCUAAAUGAGCGUUUGAAUGGUUAUGAGCUAUGCAAUAUAUUGGGUGUGUUUCAACAUAUAAAAGGCCUUAUGUACCGAGUAAACCGGGCUAGACAAAUUACUAGAAUUGGAUUCCGGCGAGAUCAAAAUAACUUCUUAUUAUAUAUUUCGAUAAUGGGAGCAAAACGACUUACUUCGACAGAUAGAAAGGUACGAGCUAUAGAAGUGCUUGAAUGCUUUACUCAAUCCAAGAAUCAAUUAUCAUGUAUAGGCUAUAAGAUAAAUCAAAGAAGACUUAAGGAAUAG